AUGGCAUCCGAACCAUACCUCGCCCCGGAACGGCCGGAGCUUCUCGAGAGUCCUUACUACUUCCGCAACAAAGAGUCACUUCUUCGGGAAUGGAACCAUUCCUACCUGCGCUCUUGUGUGGCAGGCUUCCCGGAUGUGACGUUCACAUCGGAUUCGCCCAAAUGGUCCAUCUACCGCAGUGGUGAAUUUCGAAGGCCUCGUGCUGAUCCGAGUCCAGUGGAAACCCGAGCUCCUGUUAUUGCCGAUGUUGAGAAAACCACGAUUGGAGGCCGGCCGAUAAUGACGAUCACCCAGAUCGCGAGGCCUGCCCGACUAAGCGUCAACGGCAUGCCGUUAAAGCCCAAUCUCCCGUGCCCGCUCUCAGAAAACGACAUCGUAUUCAUUGACGGUCUAAGAUAUAUGUAUCGCAGCCUUGACAACGUUGAGGCCCCACCACGCGCCUCUCAGUACGGUAUCACCGAGUCAAAGGUUGUGAAUGGAGGUCAAGGGAUCGUUGGGUCUGUGCCGAUCCGGUUUGGCCAGGUAGCGAGCAUGUCUUGCGCCGUGGCAGUCAAACACCUUAUCGUGCGACCCGCCUGCGUUGACCAGACCGCCAUGCAGCUGAGCGUGUGGAAGAGCCUCAGCCAUCCGAACAUAACACCUUUUCUGCACUGGUAUGCCGAGGAUAUCAAAGAAGACGAAGAAGACGAAGAAGCCGAAGAGAACGGGAAAGUCGAAGUGUCCAUGCCGAUUGGUGUGGUCACGCCCGCAGCGCCGCACGGUGAUCUGAAACAGUACGUCAUAACCAAGGGAUCGCUCUCCCCAAAGUUCGCUCGCCUCGUCCUGAAGCAGAUCAUCGACGGCCUUGAGUACAUCCAUUUCAGAGGCAUAUUCCAUCGCGAUGUCAAGCCCGCGAAUGUUCUUGUAUUCGACAAAUCUCUCGAUGCGAUCACAGUCAAAUUAUGCGACUUCAGCAAGUCCGUCCUUAAGCCGAAAGAUGACCAGCGUCCAUACCCCCAGGAAGGAACCGCUGCUUGGGCUCCACCAGAGGUCCUGAGCCAUCACUACAACGCGUCCAGCGAGGCGUUCGGGGUCGGAGCGAUCCUGUUCUAUGUGUGA
Molecule: messenger RNA, 1098 nt
Organism: Punctularia strigosozonata HHB-11173 SS5
Lineage: Eukaryota; Fungi; Basidiomycota; Agaricomycetes; Corticiales; Punctulariaceae
Product: kinase-like protein
Exons: 10
Coding region: 1-1098 (365 amino acids)
Biological process (GO): mitotic DNA damage checkpoint signaling; protein phosphorylation
Cellular component (GO): cytoplasm; nucleus
Molecular function (GO): ATP binding; protein serine/threonine kinase activity
Source: RefSeq, a predicted model, not a curated record